AGAUCAUUCCUGACAAUGCAUAAGAUUAAAUAUGGUAAUCAGAUUUUGGAUUUAGACAACCCAGAUAAAUCCAAAGUAGAACAAGACGAGGUCAUCAAAUCUUUAUUUCAUUUUCUUGCCUUUCAAAAUACAUAUUUGCAUUUAAUUCAUGUCUCCUUCAGAGCUGAGAAAUCUAUAAAGGCUUUACCAAGGACAGUGAAGAUUGAAGACCAUCAGCUUCUGAAAAUGAGGAGAAAAAGAAGAAAAGCCUAUAAAAAAUGGAAACUCUUGAAUCCCACGAUAUGUGAGCCUCAGCCUGCUAAUCAAGCAUGCCAAAAAACUGUAAAAGAUCAUGAAAAGGAAAUCAAAGGAGACACCUCAGAGGCUGUGUUUCAUCAUACUGGGGCAUUAGGGAAAUCUAAGGAAAAUGGAGAGGAGCAUACGUCCGCUUCUAUGAACGAAAAGCAGAGUUCCUUUUUUCUCCCUAAAGAUAAGAAGCGACCUCCAUCUGAGAGCAACAUAAGACGGGAGAAGGAAAAUGAUGAUUCUCCUCCACCCAUUUCUCAUCAGCCAAAGAAAGUCUUACCAGUGGUCAUGUUUAAUGACUGUGGAGAAACAUUAUCAGGAAAAAUUCCACUGCAGGAUUUCCCAAACACAGUAGAAAGCUUUAGACAGGAAAGGGGGAAAACUAUUACACAAGUGAAAUGUGGGGAUUUCAAUGUUCAAGUAACACAGAAGAACAGACUUUUCUGUAAAACAGAAAUGCAGUUCCCAACAAAAAAGAGAUGUCCAAAAUGUCACCAGUAUUACCCUGCCAGAUGUAUUCAAAGAUGUUACUCCUCUAGAAGCCACUCUUCUAAAUACAAGACUAUUUUGAUAGAAGAAAUAAAAUCUGAGCCUCCAUCUAAAUACAAGGAAGAAACUGCCAGAACGGAGAGCCCCUCACUGGAAGUUAGCAUUGUAGGAAAAGGAAUUAAAGUUAAAUACAUGAGUAAGAAACAGAAUAUAACAAUUAAUAUAAUUCAUCCUAAAAUAGGGGGGAAAACAGCUAAAUACAGAAGUGUUUCCUCUGAUCACACCACUAAAGAAUGUCCCAGGCUUUCUGUGCAGUCAGGUAUCAGGCUGCCUGAAAAGUGGCAGCUUGAAGACAAACUUCAGAGUUCAGUUGGUCGUCGUGUGUCUUCUCCUAUUGUGCUUGCUGCCCAUAAGGAGGAGAAGCAUGACACAGCUGUGGUUUCUCUGUGCUCAACUCCCAAGAGGAAAAAGGAGCCAGACACACUGUCUUCAGUCUUGGGUGACUGUGAGUUAGAAUCUGCCACCUCUCAGCAGAAGGCCUUUAAAAUUGGGCAGAGCAUGCCAGAGACGUGUUUCUUUGAAGCUGAGACUCUUCUCAAAAAUGUUUUUCAUACUACACAUGAUACCCUAAAAACCAGAAGUUUAAGUGAAACAGACUUAAGUAAAAUGCCUUUUGAGGAUCCUAAAAAUGUAGACAGAGACAGAAAAAUCAACUUUGAUAUCCCAGAAAAUACCACAGCAGACUUGUAUACACAGCAAAGCACAGAAGGAAUAAAUUACUCGCCAUGUACCAUUACUAACAUCUUUCCAGCUCAAAAUGGCAAAGACUCCGACUUUUAUUCUUCAUCUUCUCUGAAUGCAAAGCACAUAGGAGAAAAGGCAGCCAACAUUUAUUGCAAAGGCAGCAAAAUUGCACCUGCAAAAUACUGUGAGAACUCAAAUUCCAAAUCCUUCCCUUCCAGUCAAAAUACUGUGAUGCCUCCCACCCCAUUCUGUCCAUCCCACUGGGCCACCAGAUAUUCAAAACCUAAAGAAUCCCCUGGAAAUACAUUUUCCUUUGCUCACUGUGCAGGAUUUGUGAUAGACUUUGAGGAUGAGCAAGUUGAUGUGACUGACAGAAAUUCUAAUAAAGCCACUUUGCAUAGUGACUGUCUUACAAAUGUGCAGCAAGUAUUGGAAACGAAGAGUACGCAGUAUCCAAUUCCCAGCCUUGCCUCCUCCAGUGGGCUCGCAGCUGGGAGCCCACUCAGCAGGAGUAGCCACAGCUCUGUGCAGUGGGGUCAAACAGAGUCCCAGGCAACUCAUGCAGAGACAACAGCUUCCAGCAAUACAAAAGUGUCAGGCAUGACCUCAAUAACUGAUGAGUUAGAGCAAAGAUUAAUUAUUCAAAGUGAUAAAGAAGGUACAGUUGAUUCUAAUUGUCCCAUGGGAAUGAAAAACCUUAAAGAGUCGCCCAGCUUUCUGGGAAAUGUUGAAAGAGACAAGUUCCUCAUGAGGCCAGUGGUAAAGAACACAUGCCACAGAGAUUUUGAAACCCUAUCAAAUGAGAAUCAUGAUGAAGUCUGCUUUCAAAUGGAUUUUCCACCGAACACUGCUGAGUUCAGCUCUGCAGGGUGCACUGCAGAUAAUCUGUUCCUUAUUGAGAAACCAAUGGCCGGUGAUGCAGACCAAUACAGUAAUCAAGAUGAAAUAAACCCUGGACUAACCAGUUUUAAACAGGAGGCAGCAGAGUGCCAAAGGAUUGCCUCAAUAAGGCCAAAUUGUGAAGGAGAUAAAAAUGACCCACAGGAAAAUUGCUAUCACCAAAUAGACAUACUGCUUUCACCUCAGAAGCAGAAGGCUUUGAAAGAUUGGAAUUUGGAAAUAAAUAGCAUCCUCAAGUUACCCCCGGAACUGGCUCCAAGGGGUACGAGGGCCAGUGAUGGUUCCCAGGAAGAGGCAAUAGACCAGUGGGCCAGGAGGAGGCAGCAAUUCAAAGAUGGCAAAAGAUGCAGCUCAGCAGGGGGAAGUUCAUUUGCCAGCAACAUCACUGAAGGAUCCAUCACCUCGGAAGAUGGCUGCUCUGUGGAUCUUGGCUUUAGAGUUGAUAUUGAGGAAAAAUGUUUCUACACAGAGAAUUUCCACUCAGCAGCGUGGGUUUUUCAAGGGGAUGACGGGAAUCCUGAGGACAGUCCCAGAUGCCUUAGUAAAAAACCCCGGCCAGUAGCUGUCCGAGAGCGCACCGUGAGGCUCUUCAAAAGAACUGGCGAUUAUCCCUGGGGCUUCCGAAUUCAAUUCUCCAAACCAAUCGUGGUAACAGAAGUGGAUACUAACAGCGCCGCUGAGGAAGCUGGGCUCCAGAUUGGAGAUGUGGUGCUGGCUAUCAAUGGCACCAAGGUCACCAGUGUGGAGCAUGCAGAAGCUGUGCACCUUGCAAGGAAAGGCCCAGAUGUCUUGACUCUGGUGGUGGGAUCUGACAUCAGCCGCUGCCCCAACACGCCGUGGCCCGCCUGCCGUGGCUACCUGCACAAGAGGACACAUUCCGGGCUCGUGAAGGGCUGGAGGAAGAGGUGGUUUGUGCUGAAGCAUGAUGGCUGCCUCCGCUACUACAGACAUAAGAAGUGCAGGAAAACAGGAUUCUCUGUAAUGAAGAUGAGUUGAUGGUCCAGCCUACUUCCUGGUACUCUGUAUGUUAAAGUGGAACAGAUCAGACGUUUCCAAUCUGGGUAUACUGCCGAGGCCCCUGAAGAGUUUUACAAAGUACACAUGCAAACCAUCUCCUUUCCACUUCCCCCCACCCCAGGAGGGGUUCUGGAAACUGUGUGUUCAUUUUUAAGCCUUCAAGGCAGUUAUGAUAGAACUGAUCUGUAACCUGGGUGAGUCCCACAACAAAGCCUAUUUCCAUAUAGUCAGAAGAAAACAACAAUAACACAAGUUUGCCAAUUUUUCUUUCAUGAUUCUUCAUCCUGAGAUUGUGUCCCUUCUACCUUCUGGUGAUAAUUUUGGCUUCUUCUUAUGACAUAGUGACAGCAGUGGAUGCUAGCUUUUCUUUAAUGGCCUUCCUCAACAAACUAAUACAUGAAAGCAACCUAAUGUCAAGCACCCCAUAUUUUAAACUUCCUGGUUCUUGAAAGUCAGAAUGGUGCCUGGAGCCAGAGUUUCAGGUCUGGGUUUGCCAGGUGGCAAUCGUGGGACUGUGCUGCCUGCAGAUGUUAUGUUUGGCUUGCACAGUGUUUUUAUAAAUGUUUUAAUUAAAUGCAUUCAGGUGAAGCAUGUGCUAUCCGACCUGCCAUAAUCCCUACUCCCCUCGUCUCCUUACACUGAGCCCAGUCAUUUCAAUUACCCACUAGGCCCUGUGGGGAUUUGAGUAUACGAACCCCAAGGUAGAAUUUAUGGAAAAAAUUAGUCAUAUGGUGGUAUAGCAGUGGGAAUUUAAAUAGAUUUUUUAAACUGCUUCUAGUCCUCCUUGGAAAAGAAAUGUGGAUCUUCUAGUAAGUUUGGACACAGCUAAGGAAAAACUCUUUUGAGUAACUCUAGUUGUGAUCAUCAUCGCCCAUGGUAAAAUAGAAAAAUAUAGCUUUAUUUUUGUUUAUAAAGGGCCAAAAUCAGAUCCCUCUGGUGCUACAAAUUCCAGAAUACAUUAUGCCUGAUCUUUAGAAUAGAUAGCAGUGACUGAGAAAAAUUAAUGGGGCAUAAUAAGAACAUAACAGAAUAAAUUAGCAGAAAAUUAACUCAGCCAUACAGUGUUUAUUCAUGCAACAAAUAUGUAUUGAGUGCUUUUUAUGAGCCAGGCAUUAUGCUAAGUGCUGGGAACACACACACAUAAAAAGAAACAGACAGUGUACCUGCCCUGUUUGUGCUUAUGGUUCCACAGAAGAGACUGAUAUCAGGAAAUGGACUCACAAAUAACAACCACUGUGCAAUUGUGGUUGGUACAUACAAAAAAUUACAGAAUAGGAGAAGAGACUUGUAGUGAUCUGGAUCCCAGAGAUGCAACCACUAGUGAUUUAAACAAGUGAAAUCUAAUAUAAAGUGUUAUUAAACUGUAAUAAAAGAAUAACUACCUGCUGUAAGAAAUUCUGUGGUGCCAAUGGAGAGUACCUGAUCAAGGACAGGAAAAGGAAAUCCCUCCCUAAGGCCCGAGAAUUCAGAUCUCCUUGGGAAAUGUAGUUAAAUCCACUGGAUGGCAGAGCAGCUCACUGGUUUGCUGGGUCAGAGCCAGGCUGUAGUCACAGGGCAAACAAGAAGCAACACUUUGGAGCAUGGAUGAGGCAGGUGAGUUGAAAGCUGAAAGCUGGUGCAUGGGUGUGAAGGAGUGGGGUUGCCCAUGUAGCAGGAGGCCCGGAGCAUGAGCUGUCCUGUUGGGAAUGCCCUGUCUAGACGAUGGUGAUGUGGGCAGACAAACCUAGGGGAGAGGGGAGGUGUGCAGAGGAAUCAGGGCCCCAGGGCUGGCAGGAGACCCAGAGCAUGGGAUGUCCACAUGGGAAGGGUCACAGGGAGGCGAUCACCAGGCUACAAUGGGGCUGCAAGGUCUCUAGGGACAGCAUGUUCUGGUUACAUGGCUGAGACAGAGCACCCCCAAAUGUCCACAGGCCCACACUGCAGACUAACCUGAACACCUGGAAACAGCGGGAGUACCCCUUCCUCCUGAAAUGUUCCUCUACCGCCCUCUACUGAGAAAGCUUAACACCAUGUUCAUUAUGCAGCGGCUCCAUCCAUUGUUGCAAAGCAUAUAUUGAGGGGUGAAUUUGGAGCCCAGAAGCAAUAAGUUGUCAACUGGCACACAAGUAAAAUGGACUGUCUAGUAUAAAUUAGGAGAAGAGGGAAUAUUUAAUGGAUUUCUUAUUGAGGAUAUAACAUUUCCACUGAGGCCUGGGCAUUGAAUAAAAGUUAACCAGACAGAAAGUUGGGAUGAGCAUUCUCCAGGAAGAGAAGACAGCAUGUGCAAAGUCCCUGUUCUGGAAAAAAAAC
This is a messenger RNA of Phyllostomus discolor (pale spear-nosed bat), 5724 nucleotides long. RefSeq lists its product as uncharacterized. The record is from RefSeq and is a predicted model, not a curated record. Bases 16 to 3414 code for a protein of 1132 amino acids. The transcript has 9 exons. Gene Ontology annotation, molecular function: protein binding. Lineage: Eukaryota; Metazoa; Chordata; Mammalia; Chiroptera; Phyllostomidae.